Messenger RNA from Morone saxatilis (striped sea-bass), 2454 nucleotides. RefSeq names its product ring finger protein, transmembrane 1 (gene rnft1). The transcript is spliced from 9 exons. The record is from RefSeq and is a predicted model, not a curated record. Gene Ontology annotation, biological process: positive regulation of ERAD pathway. Lineage: Eukaryota; Metazoa; Chordata; Actinopteri; Moronidae. Gene Ontology annotation, molecular function: ubiquitin protein ligase activity. The coding region runs from base 151 to 1440 and encodes 429 amino acids. Gene Ontology annotation, cellular component: endoplasmic reticulum.
UCUGCUGUCGUAAACAACGUGAAGAUGUCUGAACGACCAGCUUAUGGCUUAGCCUGAAACAUAAAGGCUUAGUUUUGUUUUUGGUUUACUUUUGCUUUUGUUUCGUUUGGCGCCCUGGACAUUGUAUUAGAUGGGGACCCAGAGCUUACCAUGAAACUCCGGGUGCAGAAUGACAGGAGUGAUUCCAGAAGAGCACUGAAACUGAGGGAGUCUCCUACUGUAAUGCAGCCUAAUUCAAGUGAGCGGGGCGCCCAUGCAGGAAAUGGUUUAUCCCUAACUCUGCAACCAGAGCUUCUUCCCAGGACUCCAGCCCCCGGUGCUGCUGCUGCUGCUGCUGCUGCCAGCCCUGAGAGCAGUGAGGUGCGGGUACCCAUGACCAGUGGGGCUGGGGAGUCCAGUGGAGGUGCCUCAUCCAGGAGGUGCAGAGUCAACUCCCACAGCCACUCCCAUUCUCAGUCACACGGACAAAAUCGGACACCGCACCACUCGAAUUCGGAGCCUGAGCUUGACCCGUCUGACUCUGAUCUGGACUCUGGAGAGCCCAGCACUUCCUUGUCUGAGCUUCGCUGUCUCUUCCGCUGGCUGCAGAAGAGCCUUCCUUUCCUCAUCAUACUGUGUGCUAAACUGGUCAUCCAACAUGCUCUUGGUCUAGCCGUUGGGGUUGGCCUCUUCACAACUUUUCUAUAUGUGAAUAAAAGCAUUCAAACUCAAGUCUUUCUUCAGGAUCGUCACUCUAAGCUGCAGUGUGUAUGGCUGCUAGUGUUCCUGAUCUCCUCCACCCUCCUGCUUUACUACACCUUUCUCACUGAGACACUUUACCAUUGCCUCAUCUUCCUCAGUCCAGCCAUUGAGCCUCUGGGUUUCUGGGAGGUUCUAUGGGCUGUCGGCAUCACCAACUUCAUAAUAAAGUUCCUCUUCAUGGGGAUUAAGUGCCUUAUUCUGCUGCUGCCAUCUUCACUGGUGACCUACAGAACCCAGGGGCGGUGGCUGAUGCUGGCUGAAGAGCUGGGUCAGGUCCACCAGGGCAUAGCUCCUGUUUCACUGUGGUUCCGCUACCUGGUCAUCUACCAGGAGGCUGACGGCACCCCUGGACUCACACUGGGGGUCUUGCUGGCUUUGGUCUACCUCAUACUGAAGCUUUUAGGAUUGUACGGGCAGUGGACGUCUUUAAUGAAAACUGUGAGGAUAUUUUUAAAGGGCGAGCAUACAGGCUCAGCAGCCACUAGGAGUCAGUGCAGCGAGGCUGGAGAUGUCUGCCCCAUCUGUCAGGGAGAGUACAGGGAGCCUCGGGCUCUACUCUGUCAGCACAUAUUCUGUGAUGAAUGCAUUGCUCUGUGGUUCAACCGGGAGAAGAGCUGCCCUCUCUGCCGCACCGUGAUCACAGAGAAGGUCUACAAAUGGAGGGAUGGAGCCACAUCUCCACACCUGCAGAUUUAUUGAUCGAUAAAGGCACAGGUGGGACGUUUUUGGGUGUGGGACAUGGAUAUUAGCUUGUAUUUAAUAUGUGACUUUUCUGUGGCUCUCAGACCCCACUGAAAAGUAAUGUUGCACACACUGUUUCCUGAAUCAGCUAAGGGCUGUGCCCCCUGCGGGCCGAGGUCAGUAAAGACACACUAGCACCCACGAUAGGCAUGUUUCUGGCUUAUUUACCAGUACAUACCAACAUGGUACCCUCACAGACAACAGAAAGUUGAUUAUGUUCAUGCCCCCCCGAGUGUUUUUUUAAUUUUUCUAUUUUAAGUUGUUUCGUGUUGUGUUGCUUUUAUUCACCUUUAACUUUCCUUGUGGGGCAGCAAAUUGGUCUACUUCCACUGUUUCUUCUACUUGUAAAUAUGGGGAUAUCAGAGAAAUAUAUAAAGUAUUUUAAACAGGUUUUUCCUUAUAUGGUUGGACAAACAUGCAAAACAUGAAACCUUUCUUAUCCAGUGUUUCUAAAUUUGUGGAAGCAUCUUGUCUGAUUUGUAACAAUAAAAGUGUAGAGGUAAGCAGCUGCAUACCUCUGCUCAGGAGUGCUUACUGAAUUCUGCUUCAGAUGUAUCUUUGAGCUUGAAUGAGUUCAAAUAAAUGAGAUUGGAGGGCUGACAACUUGCAUACUGCAAAGGCCUUUAGGAAGCUCGGUACACAGGAAUGACAAGACCAUUGCCAGCCUGCAUCCAGGCACUGAAAAUGGACAUGGCAGGCUAAAGAAUCAGUUUAUGUGAUGGAUAAAUGAACAGUUUGCCUUCUGCUUUCAGUGGCUAUUUUUACACAACUGAUAAAAAGGAUGCAACUGAGCUUGUGAGAUCGAUUUACACAUAAAUUAUUUUUCUAUAGAGGUGAUGCAGCCUCAUUUUUUUGUAUAAACCAAAGACUUGGAGAAACAUCUAUUUUAUUAUGUAUGAAAAUCAUUUCACUGUUGUUUUUACCCAUUGAGAUCCAAAUCUAAUCUGAAUAAAGAUCUACAUUUGAAUGAUA